AUGAAGGAAAUUGCACAUAGCCAGGCCUAUGGAAAUCGUGUAUUUAGUCGUGAUAGCGCUGUUGAUAGCCAGAAAGAUGUUUCAAUUAGUACGGAACAACCAAAAACAACUAGUAAAUUAACACCAUAUCUCUUUGAAGGUGAUAUAUUCCUUUCAACAAGUCAAGCAAUGACCAUACUGGACUCAUUGGUCAGUAAAAAUAGUACAAAUAAAAAAGGGAAACAACGUAUAGCGCAUGAUGCGCCCUUGUAUUUGUUUCGUGGAGCGUUUCAAAAAGAGAAACGUUUUAGUAGCGAUCCUGAGGCUAAAUGGUUACAGUUUCCUAUAAAAUAUCGAUUUGAUGAAUCACUUGAUAUUCUACAAAUCAGCCAAAUUCUAAAAGCUCUGGGAAUAUGGCAAAGUAAAACAUGUAUUACAUUCGAGAAUGAUCAGGAAGCUAGCGGUGAUUAUCUCGAAUUUUUUGGAGGUGACGGAUGUUAUUCGAUGAUCGGUCGUUUUGGAGGUAGGCAAGGAAUAUCCAUUGGUAAGGGAUGUGAAAGGAUAGGUACCAUAGUCCACGAACUUGGCCAUACAUUAGGUUUAUGGCACGAGCAAUCCAGGCCUGAUGCGGAAAAAUAUAUUACGGUAGUGAAGGAUUAUAUAAUUCCAUCCUAUAUUAGCGAAUUUUUGAAACGUAGUGAAAAUGAAAUUACAACUUUUGAUGUGCCAUACGAUCUCGGUUCCAUCAUGCAUUAUGGUUCAACAGCAUUUAGCGUAGAUCAGAAAAGCAAGACACUUCUAACGAGGGACCCAUUCUAUCAGAUGACAAUCGGUCAACGAGAUUCAUUGUCCUUCUACGACAUUAAAUUGAUCAAUGAGGCUUAUUGCAAAAGCUACUGUAAAGAAAAAAAUGAAUGCAGAAAUGGUGGUUAUCUGAAUCCCAGUGAUUGUAAAAGUUGCUUUUGUCCGAGCGGUUUUGGUGGUGCAAAGUGUGAAAUGCAUGAUGCUAGCGAAUCGAAUAGCAACUGUGGCGGAACGUUGAAAGCUGGAAAUGAUUGGAAGCAGAUUGAAUCACCAGGAUAUCCCGAUGGAUAUCCAACGAAUAUCACAUGCAAUUGGCUUAUUAAAACUAAUGAAGAAGAAAGAAUUGAAAUUAGUUUCGAAGAUGAUUUUGGCAUAUUUUGCUCCACUACUUGUGUUGAUUAUAUUGAAUUGAAAAUUGGCAAUGACAUGGCUAAUACCGGUUACAGGAUAUGCUGCUAUGAUAAACCAGCGAAUCCGUUAAUUUCGGAAAUGUAUCAAGCUGUCAUCAUAUUUCGAGCAACAAUAGCAGAAGAUACCGGUUUCAAGCUCAAAUUUCGGAAAACUAUGAAACCAGCCCAAACGACCUCUGCAUUACUCAAAACGACAACUAUAGCUCCUCGUACAACGAUAGCUGGAAAGAAUAUUUGGUCCGAAUGGGGCGAAUGGUCACAAUGUUCACGAUCAUGUGGUGCUUGUGGUAUACAGUCUAGAAUUCGGACAUGCAAAACGGCCCAUUGCAGCGGUAAAGGUCAAGAAUUCUCAACAUGUAACCUACAAGCAUGUCCUGUUGAUGCAAGAUGCCACCAGAUUAAAUUCAAAAAUCGAAUAUGUGCUGAUGGUAGCAUAUGCACCAAACCUGGAGAUCUAUUAACAAGUUGUAGUCGACCAAGCUGCUGUCCGCCAUUUCAGAAUGUCGACGGCAAAUGUAAAAGUGACCAACCUGUUUUGAAUUCAUUUACAUAA
This is a messenger RNA of Cercopithifilaria johnstoni, 1746 nucleotides long. The record is from the annotation of a GenBank genome assembly. NCBI's taxonomy places the organism in Eukaryota, Metazoa, Nematoda, Chromadorea, Rhabditida, Onchocercidae.